This is a messenger RNA of Trichobilharzia regenti, 4618 nucleotides long. The record is from the annotation of a GenBank genome assembly. Lineage: Eukaryota; Metazoa; Platyhelminthes; Trematoda; Strigeidida; Schistosomatidae.
UCAAAGUGGAAGUUGAACAAGUUGGGCGGCUACUUAACAGUUACGUCAACGUGUGUGUUUUCGGCAGUAUAGUAUUUACGUUUAGUGGUCCAAAUCGGUGAAUAACCUAAUGUAAAUCAGUUAGUACAAAAAGUGAACCAGGAUAAGUUGUUUUGAACUAACUUUGUUGACUUUCAGUGGUCUAAGUUCCCACGUUUAUUGAUUUUUGAAACGUAUCUAUGAGGUUUCACACAACCAAUUCUUGAAUGCUGAGAAGAACAUGUGCACCUCAUGACUCAGUGCACAGGAGUUCCUUGUGAAAUUAUAUACCUGUAUGUGGCGUUCUAAAUUAGCAUUAACUCUUAAUUCUUCCCAUUGGUUUGUAAUAUCAUAUUGAAUUAAUUUCCUCCACGUCUUGUGGAUUGAGUGGAAUUAAAAAUUAAAAGAUGGAUACUAGAGAUCUCACAGCUUUUGAUAAUGUCGUAAACUGUAACGAAGAUUUUUGCUCAGACCCUGAAAAUCAUAACAAACUUUCUUUUCCGAUUUCUGGCCUGUGUGUCUAUCCAACUAUCAAGAAGGAAAGGCAGUCACAUUCAGUGAAUGAUAUCUUUAUAUCCAAUUCUCUUACUCCGGAGCAUAAUAGAAGAUGGAAACCUCUGAAUGCAAGUAAUCUAAGAAACUCAGUGGAUUAUAAAUGUGGAAGAAUGCUACAAAGUUUUUACUCUUAUGACGAACCUUUGAGAUUCACUAGCUACCGACCUAUUUCAAGCACUUUUGAUUGCGUCGAUUUGCAUUUCCUUCCUACAAAGGAACGUCUUGUAUCGCUGAAAUUACCAGCAGUAAACAACUAUCCUCUCACCUCAUCUGAUUGUUCUCAGUCUAUAGAUACAACUAACAAAAAGCAAACUAUGCCAGUGUUAAAUUUUACUCUUUAUAAACCCAUAGAGAAACGUAUGAGAUCUCUCUCUGAAGCUUCUUUGCAUCACGUUUGUGUUUUUAAGGAAUCAACAAAUGCUAAACAAAUAUCCAUGGGUCAUUAUGAAAAAGAAUUGAAUUAUCUUAAGCAGCAACUUAUAAAACGUACUAAGGAAACAGAAAAAAUUGCAGAUGAACUCAUGCAUGUUAAACAUGAAGAAAAACAAUUCGACAACCAUUUGCGCGAAUUAACGAAGGAUAGUACAAUAAAGGCAGAUACUAUUGCUAAACUGAAGGAAAAAGUUUCUGAAUUGUAUGUGGAAGUGGAAUCCCUUCGUUGUACUCAUUUGGAGGCUUUGUGUCAUCAAAAAGACUUGCAAAAAGAAAUCGAAAAUCUAAGAUGCUCGCGUGAUUGGUACGCAGAUCAACUCUUUUUGACACAAUCUGCUCGUGAUCGUUUUCAGAACGAGCCAGAUAAGAUUCAGAGUUUGCUGAGAGAUAGUAGUGAGAUAAACCACCGAUUGACUCAUGAGAAUGCUUGUCUACAGGCUCAGUUAGCAUGCAGUAAAGCUUCUUUAGCCGAUGCAAAGCGAAAUCUUUCUCGUCAGCUGGAAUCUAUUCGUAUCGACAUGAUAGAGCGUGAAGCUAUUUUUGAGCGGAUUUCUGCUGAACGAGCUUCUUUUGAGAAUAUUAGUCGUCAACGGGCUGAUGAAAUCAGAGAGUUACAAAUACAGGUUUCAAAUUUACAAAUGGAACUUAAAGUUAACGAAGAACAUCUUUUACACCAGAAAGGUAUGCUGUUGAAAACUCAAAGGGCUCUUGAAGUCUCGGAAAGUAGGUGCAAUGAACUGCAAAAUAUGUUAAACAACUUCGAAAGAGAGCAUUCAGCUAAAGAAAAUUAUUUGAACGACCAAAUCUCUAAAUAUAACAUCAUUUUAGAAAGUCUUAAGGAAUACGAUGAGGGUCAUAAGAAUAAAGGUAUUCUGAUUGAUGAAAUCCUAGAAGAAAAGGCAACACUUACAGCAGCUCUCUCUUCCAUACAAUGUGAAAAGGAAACACUCAACGACUACCUAGUCGGUUUGAAAGACAACUUAAUCAGAGUUGAAGAGAGUUUCAGCAUACUAAAGAGUGAAAUAGAAUCGAAAUCUGCUCAUAUUGCGGAACUCACUAGUCAACGAGAUAAUAUGAUUCAUAAGAUUGCAACUCUUCAGGAUCAGUUGAGUAGUUACUGGACGGUAAUUGAGAGUUUAAAAAAAGAAAAAGAGGAAUUAAAUUCUUCUCUGAAAAUUUUGCACAUGGAGAUAGAGAAUUAUCGUAAAGAUUUCACCAAAUUGAAUUUUCCAUCUGAAAAGGCUGAUUUCAGCAUGCAAACUACUUUUGAAAGAUCUCUGGAGACUGAGUCUAUUAUACCUAGCCACGUAACUGGUUUUUCUGCAUCAAAUUCAACUGUUGUCCAUUUCCCAGAUAGUAAUAUUAAAAGUACUGCAAAUCAACAAGAAAAUAUCUCGUCACCGUUCCUAAUGAAUGAUUCGCGUACUUCGGAAGUUGUUUUCCAGGGGAAUGAAAUUAACUCUUCUCAGGAGCUGCAUAAGAAUGAAAGAAAACAGAUUCCAACAAAUGCGAUUCCUACAACGCAUUCAGUUUUAUCAAGUGAAGAAUGUAUAACUUGCCACGAAAAUCCACGAAGUCCAUCCAGUUUACAGCAUUCUCGGGAAAACUGCCAACUGAAUUCUUCUUUGAGUACAGAUGAAAUUCAGAAUUCAUGUUUAACAACAAACCAAACUACUUCCAUCUCUAUAAGUUAUCUACCUAAAUCAUAUGAAAUAAAUCAAAGUAAUUCAGAACAUGCAAUUUCUGAUUUCUUUAAUCCGAAUAAUGCAUAUUCUUUUAAUAACAUCACGUAUAUGCAGCUACCAUCAUCCGACCUUCUGAUCAAUACUGAUUUAGCUCCUGGUCUCCAAAGUUCAAACACGCAUACAACAGCUUAUUCAGCUGGUAACCAACAACACUAUUUAAACACAAACGUUUACGAAAAUCAGGACAACGAUCCUCAAUACGAAUCUUACCUUCACUCUUAUGGUUCAUAUAAUCUACCAACUGAAAAUUCAUGCUUGUUAAACUCUGGAGUUGUUUGUAGCAAAAUUACAGUUUCAUCUACUGAAAUUCCUUCAAGUGUCAACUCUAUUCAACCCAGUACUCAUAAACAGCAGCCGGUUUCAUCCGAACAGUCAGUUGGUAACAUUUACAACUGUCUUAAUGAUCAAAUGCCUCAGCAAGGCACUUACUUUCCUGACAAAAAAAAUACGCACAAGAUAUCUUCAUUAACUGAACAGGAUUCAAAUUUCGAGGGCAUAAUUAUGGAGGAGCGAAACAUUAAAGACAGUGCGCAUACAGUUGCAGAGAAAAAGAUAAGCGUUAGUUUGGCUGAAUAUUUUAUGCAUGAUAAACAAAACGAUCAGUUAGAUGUGGAUCACAAUAAAGAAUUCGAGUCGCAUUAUUUUUCACCCACCUCAGAAGUUUGCGAAAUAACAAAGUGCAGUUAUUCGUCUUUUGAAAGUUCUAAUAGAACUUAUGUUGGCAAUAAUUCAGGGUUUGACCCUAGGCCAUGUGAGAAUGAGGAGUUAUAUUCCAAAACUGUCAUUCUCCAGCACAGUGAUGAUCAAAGUUUUUAUCAGUCUCCCUCUAUUUCUGAGGCGCCUAAUGACUCAGGGGUGUACAGUGCUUCGCAGUCUGAUAUUACAACACGAUCUUCAGUGCAACAAUGCAAUGCAUCUAGUGUACCUUUAAUGCCUAGUUAUGAUGAUUUGAAAAGUUUGGAAAGUGAGCGGGAUUAUCUUUCUGAGCUGACUUCAAUUUUAAGACAGAAUUUGGCUGAAGCCGUCAACAAUAUGACAACUUCCCAAAAGGAAGCAGAGGUUCAAUCGGCUAUAGCUAAACGUGAAAUGUUGGCUCAUGAAGAAGUAACAAAGGUUCACAAUCAAACUUUACUAGAACUUGAUACUAUCAAAGCGGAACUUAUUGAGGCUCAAAAAUUAGUGGGUAAUCUGCGUCAGGAAGUUACAUCAUUAAAAGAGGAAAAUACCGCAUUACUUGCACGUGAAGAUGAAAAACAAUCACUCUACGAAACUGAAAUUAAAUCAAUGAAAACUAUUAUUAAGAUAACUAGCGAUCACUUGUCAACAUUAGCUCAAUCACUUCAGGACGUUAUGGAUGAGAAAGCUAUGUUACAAGAAGAAUUGAAUCGUUUGAAAAGUGGAAUACGUGCUCAUUUGAGUAAAUUUAGUUUAUUUACUCGAAUGCAGUCACAUGGUGCACCUAAAGUUGUCAAUCAAGCUGCUAUUUCACUAGCUGCUUUAGGAAUUGAUGUGGACAGUCUGAAGGAGUCAGUCAACGGUGACUUUGAUAUACUCUUCCAGAAAAAGCAGAGACAUACUUUUAAUCCAUCUUUCGAGGUCCUUCGUGCAGAAUUAAUGGAACUUGAAAAUGAUUUGGCUUCUCAUGGUAUGAUUACCAGUGGUGUUGCUCUAAAUGAUCGGUAGUCGAAUAACGAAUUUAUAGUGGGAUUCUCAAAUAUUUGACAGAGGAUCGAAAAUUAAAUGAAGCACUAAUGUGAUUGUCCUAAGCAUCUUUCUCUCCCUACCCCGUCUCUCUCUCUCUCCCUCUCUCUCCCUCUCUCUCUCUCUCUCUCUCUAUAUAUAUAUAUAUAUAUAUAUAUAUAUGAUAU